Messenger RNA from Xenopus tropicalis (tropical clawed frog), 1502 nucleotides. It is a transcript of the gene efhd2, whose product is annotated as EF-hand domain family member D2. The transcript has 4 exons. Lineage: Eukaryota; Metazoa; Chordata; Amphibia; Anura; Pipidae. The record is from RefSeq and is a predicted model, not a curated record. Gene Ontology annotation, molecular function: calcium ion binding. Bases 485 to 949 code for a protein of 154 amino acids.
UAUAUACAUAUAUAUGUGUAUGAGUGUGUUUGUGCGAAUGUAAUAAGAAUUGGUGUUCCUUAUCGCUGAAACGAUGUCACAGUGCCCUAAUUUGUAACUGAUGGAUGUUCAUCAGAUACACAAACCUGAAAACCUACAGUAGAAGCAUUAAUAUUUAACCGUAUUUUUGCCAGAGGUGUUGUAGUAUAGCAGUCACAUGACAUACAAAAGCCAGCUGUAACUCUAUUUGUAAAGCCUUUGCAUGGAUGAAUAAAUAACCAUUGGUGCCACUACAAUGUACCACCCUUGGAUUAACUCCUUCCAGUAUUCUAUUUCUUUAGUAUCUACACAAUAACAUAACCUGUACUCAACAUCCUUAGCACAGCUCUGCCUCUGGCUGGGUAUUAUUUUCCCUUUCUAAUAGGGGAGCCAAAUAUCUUCUUUAUCACAGUACCUGUUGCUAAUUCUGCUUUCAUCUUUUUCCCAAAUGCCGCUUAUUUACUGAAUGUGUCCAUGGAAUGAGCAUGGUGUGAUGGUUGCAGACACAGGCAGGUUUGAUGCAGGUCACGAUGGCUUUAUUGACCUCAUGGAGUUGAAACUCAUGAUGGAGAAGCUGGGAGCUCCACAGACACAUCUUGGACUCAAAAAUAUGAUCAAAGAAGUGGAUGAAGACUUUGAUGGGAAACUCAGCUUCAGGGAGUUCCUUUUAAUCUUCCGCAAGGCAGCGGCCGGGGAGUUGGAGGAAGACAGCGGGCUGCACGCUCUGGCACGACUCUCCGAGAUUGACGUCUCUAUAGAAGGUGUAAAAGGAGCCAAAUGCUUUUUUGAGGCUAAGGUACAGGCAAUCAAUCAUGGGAGCCGAUUUGAGCAAGAGAUCAAAGCAGAGCAAGAAGAAAAGAAGAGACAAGCUGAAGAGAAAGAACAAAGGAAAGCGGCAUUCAAAGAACUGCAAUCUGCCUUUAAGCCAUAACCAGAGUGGAUAUUUUCAUAGCAUGCAGAGAGAAGAAUAUACAGAUAUUAUACAGAUCUCUAAUUUAUUGCUUAAGGUUGAACGGACCAAUGAAGUGAACCAUUUUAUUAGCAAAUCCAUUUUUAUUUUUCAGUUGCAGACGCAAUAUUUUUUUAUGUCAUUUUAUUGCCGUUUUUGGUCAAACAUGUAAAUAAAAAGGGAUCCGGGCAACACUGAAAGUGCUUCUUUCUAAUAAGGACUCACCUUUAGUGGACUUUCUACUAAAACUGUACCUAAGGAACAGCCUAAAGCCGGUUUUUCAGUCUGACAGCCCUUCAGCUGGGGACUACAAUUCCCAGCUUGCACAGCCAGGGUAAGUGAUAGCAGAUAUCCAGGUACCUGAUAUAGAGAAACACAUUGUGUGACUUAUUUUGUUGACUAUUUUUGUAGUGUUUAAUUGCAAUACUUGGCUUUCUCUUCAUAAAGUACAAAUAUAUAUGAUGUAAAGUGAACCCAUCACCACAGGUUGUCUUAAUGGUAAAUGGAAGAGCAUUAAAAAUAAUGUGCAGUUAUA